UGCCGUAGUGCUGUAGGCUAUCAGUCCCAGCAGCAGCAGCAGCAGCAGAGCUAACCUGCUGACGGUCCUGAGUGAGUGACAGCUGGGAAGCCUCCGCCCAGUCAGAGCCGCUACAGCCGGGCUGCCUGCCUGCCGACAGCCCCCACCCGCUACCAGGAGCCGCAGGAAUGACCGACAAUAUCCCCCUACAGCCGGUGAGACGGCCGAAAAGACACGACAGUAAACACAGAAAUGGGUGCUGCCCGUGGUCGAGAUGCUGUGGCAUGGGUGACUUCCGUCCCCGCACCGUGUGGCUCGGCCACCCAGAAAAGAGGGAGCAGAGGUACCCGAGGAAUGUCAUUAACAACCAGAAGUACAACUUCUUCACCUUCCUGCCUAUGGUGCUGUUCAAUCAGUUCAAGUACUUCUUCAACUUGUACUUCUUGCUCUUGGCCUGCUCUCAAUUUAUCAAGGAGCUGCGCUUAGGUGCUCUCUACACCUACUGGGUCCCUCUGGGUCUUGUUUUGGCCAUCACCAUCAUGAGGGAGGCAGUCGAAGAAAUAAGAUGCUACAUCCGAGACAAAGAAAUGAACUCUCAGAUUUACAGCAAGCUCUCAACAAGAGGCACGGUGAAGGUUAAAAGCAGCGGUAUUCAGGUCGGAGAUCUUAUAAUCGUGGAAAAGAACCAGCGUGUUCCUGCUGACAUGAUCUUUUUAAGGACCUCUGAAAGAAAUGGCUCCUGUUUCCUGCGGACUGACCAGCUGGAUGGAGAGACGGACUGGAAACUACGCCUCCCAGUGGCCUGCACGCAGAGACUGCCGACUGCUGCCGACCUUCUACAAAUCAGAUCAUAUGUGUACGCAGAAGAACCAAACAUUGAUAUCCAUAACUUUGUUGGAACUUUCACCAGGGAAGAUGGAGAUCCCCCAGUUAAUGAAAGUCUCAGCAUUGAGAACACCCUGUGGGCCAGCACCGUUGUUGCCUCCGGCACAGUGGUGGGGGUUGUGAUUUACACAGGCAAGGAGCUGCGCAGUGUCAUGAACACCUCCAACCCAAGGCACAAGGUGGGUUUGUUUGACUUGGAGGUGAACUGUUUGACUAAGAUCCUGUUUGUGGCCCUCGUGGUGGUAUCUCUGGUCAUGGUGGCCCUCCAGCACUUUGCUGGCCGUUGGUACCUCCAGAUCUUUCGCUUCCUGCUGCUCUUCUCUAACAUAGUGCCCAUUAGUUUGCGAGUCAAUCUGGACAUGGGUAAGAUGGUGUUCAGCUGGAUGAUUAAGAAAGACUCCAAGAUCCCCGGGACGAUGGUGAGGGCGAGCACCAUACCUGAACAGCUUGGACGCAUCUCCUACCUGCUGACUGACAAAACAGGGACUCUGACUCAGAAUGAAAUGGUGUUCAGGCGCCUCCAUCUUGGAACUGUGGCGUAUGGGAUGGACUCGAUGGAUGAAGUGCAGAGCCAUGUGUUCAGCGCCUACACACAGCCCACCCAUGACCUUCCGGCCUCCAGGGCCCCGGCAGCCACCAAGGUCCGCAAGACCAUCAGCAGCAGAGUCCAUGAGGCUGUGAAGGCCAUCGCCCUGGUGCACAACGUGACACCCGUAUACGAGGCCAACGGCGUGACGGACCAGGCCGAGGCUGAGCAGCACUAUGAAGACACAUGCCGAGUCUAUCAGGCUUCCAGCCCCGAUGAGGUGUCGCUGGUGCAGUGGACUGAGAGUGUCGGUCUGACGCUGGUGGGAAGAGACCAGUCCUCCAUUCAGCUGCGGACCCCUACUGGCCAAAUCCUGAACUUCACCAUCCUGCAGAUUUUCCCCUUCACCUAUGAGAGCAAGAGGAUGGGCAUCAUAGUGCGAGAUGAGUCUACAGGAGAGAUCACGUUCUACAUGAAGGGUGCUGACGUGGUGAUGGCAGGCAUCGUCCAGUAUAACGACUGGCUGGAAGAGGAGUGCGGGAACAUGGCGAGGGAAGGCCUGAGGGUCCUUGUGGUCUCAAAGAAAUCCCUGACAGAGGAGCAGUAUCAAGAUUUUGAGGCACGGUACGUCCAGGCCAAGCUCAGCGUUCAUGACCGCUCUCUGAAGGUGGCCACAGUGAUUGAGAGUCUGGAGAUGGAGAUGGAGCUGUUGUGUCUUACUGGGGUGGAGGAUCAGCUCCAGACUGACGUGAGGCCCACCCUGGAGAUCCUCCGCAACGCAGGCAUCAAGGUUUGGAUGCUGACAGGAGACAAGCUUGAAACGGCCACAUGCACUGCGAAGAACGCCCAUCUGAUCACCCGCAACCAGGACAUCCAUAUCUUCAGACCUGUGACGACACGAGGGGAAGCCCACCUGGAGCUCAACGCUUUCAGGAGAAAACACGACUGCGCUCUGGUGAUAUCGGGGGACUCGCUUGAGGUUUGUCUGAAAUACUACGAGUACGAGUUCAUGGAACUGGCAUGCCAGUGUCCCGCUGUGGUUUGCUGCCGGUGUACCCCCACCCAGAAGGCUCAGAUAGUUCGGCUGCUGCAAGAGCGCACAGGAAAACUCACCUGUGCUGUAGGGGACGGAGGAAACGAUGUCAGCAUGAUCCAGGAAGCCGACUGUGGCGUGGGAGUGGAGGGAAAAGAAGGAAAGCAGGCCUCGCUGGCUGCCGACUUCUCUGUGACUCAGUUCCAACAUUUAGGCCGACUCCUCAUGGUCCACGGUCGGAACAGCUACAAAAGGUCUGCAGCUCUCAGCCAGUUCGUCAUCCACAGGAGCCUGUGCAUAAGCGCCAUGCAGGCGGUCUUCUCCUCUGUUUUCUACUUUGCUUCAGUCCCACUCUACCAAGGAUUCCUGACUAUUGGCUACUCCACUGUCUACACCAUGUUCCCCGUCUUCUCCCUGGUGUUGGACAAAGAUGUCAAGUCUGAGGUCGCCAUGUUAUACCCUGAGUUAUACAAAGAUCUGUUAAAGGGUCGACCACUGUCUUUCAAGACAUUUCUAAUAUGGGUUCUAAUAAGUAUCUAUCAAGGGAGCAUCAUCAUGUAUGGGGCACUGCUUCUCUUCGAGUCAGAGUUCGUCCACAUCGUUGCCAUUUCCUUCACCUCUCUCAUCCUGACCGAGCUGCUGAUGGUGGCCUUGACCAUUCAGACGUGGCACUGGCUCAUGAUAGUCGGCGAGCUCCUGAGCUUGGCCUGCUACGUCGCCUCGCUCGUCUUCCUGCAUGAGUUCAUAGAUGUCUACUUCAUCGCCACAGUAUCGUUCUUGUGGAAGGUGACCGUCAUCACUCUGGUGAGCUGUCUGCCUCUUUACAUCCUCAAGUACCUACGCAGACGCUUCUCGCCGCCCAGCUACUCCAAGCUGACCUCUUAAAGACUGAGAGGAGCCUCCGGCCUCAUUUGCUGUGGGGAAAAUAGAAAGGUGUCCCUGUUUUCACCCAGCAGAGCCUGCGCUUAGACCAGAGAAUCAAACAUGGAUUCAUCCCCUUUAAUUUGUUCUGAAAAGUUCCACUCGGGAGCGUCAGGGACGGGUAGAUUUGUCAGGGACAGGUUGUUUACUGAGACGUUGUGUUUAAAAGCAGUGUUACUUGCUACACGUGUUUGAUGCAAAGACUAACUGAUGAUUUCUCUACGUGGAGAACGCCUGCAGUGAGCUGUAGAUUAACCUGAGCUAUUUAUUAUCAGCUGUCCUCAGAGUUGUGAACAUUAAAGUGUCGUGGACAUAAAUGUAAAUAUGUAAUGUACAAACACGCAGCUGUUGAGCCUGUAUGUUAUAAGUUAAGGCACAAAAUCACUUCAGUAAAUUAUGCAGUUUGUUUUAUAAUGUCAGGAAUCACAUCAAGGAAAAGUCACUGGAAAAGUUGGAUGUGUCAUUUGGGCUGGAAACUAAUUUACACUCAUUUCCUGUUGCAUCUGAAAUAGCAAAACUGUUUUUAUUGUUAGACACUGAAAUUGACGUAGCAUUCUCACUCAGGACUUGAUUCACACUCUCCUCAAACAGUGCUUUCUAAAUGCAGUUUAAGAAUUAUAUGGUGAAAAAAAAAAAAGUUUACUGGCUAGACUUUGCAUAAAACACACGUCUGCAAGUUUGUGUAUUUGUUUAUGCGUCACCGCGAUGCUACAGCCCGGCACGGCGGAGGUGGUGCGGUUGUUUAUUUUAGCAUGACCUGUGGUGUCUGAUGUUAAAUCUGUCUUUGUCUCUGUGUACGGACCCUGAGUUGUUAGUGUUUGUGGAGCGCGGUCAAAACAGCCACAAAGGAGUUUUGGUUAUUUGCAGCCGAAACCUUCCGCCGGCGCUCCCGACAGGCUGUGUGUCCGCAGGGGAAUGCGCAGCCUCUCAUGUGGCUGCUUGGCAGGCCAGCACCGGCCACGCUUCAGCAUUGCAUGAUGACUCACUGUAACAGUGACCUAAAGCCAUAACUGAAAAUACCCCAGUGACCGGAGUCCAGCUGCCCCACUUUCAUGUCGUCUAACCCUGGGCCCCCGUCACUUCUCACGUCUACUAACCUCCACAGUUCAGCUGUGAAAGAAAAAAGGGAUCAAAUCACUUCUCCUCAGUCAGAUACAAUGUGAAUAUUGUCAAUAAGUAUUACUACUGCACACUGACGAUGCCAUACAGCUCAUGUCUCUUUUCACUGGUGGUGUGAUGGUGGAGAUUCUGUAAAUAAUCAGCCACUAACAGAAUAACAUCACUGCACUGUCACUUAUUGCAAAUUACUUCAAAAAACAGUUUCAGUUUUUAAAAAACUAACUUUUGUCAUGUGACUUGAUGAAGCUUAACGUGUCAAACUGAGCGUCCAGGCUGCCAUAACUUAUCAUUUCUCACAUACCUUCGACUAAACUUUUAAGCAAGUCGUUUGCACAUAAUUUUGUUUUGUACAACUGAUUAUUAUUAUAUUUUUAUGCUGUAAUAGAAACGCAAAACAUAAAUGAUGCUAAAAUUAUUUGGCUGCUUGUAAAUAACCUGUGUUGUUUUUUAUUUAUUAACAUGUUUUAUUUAAUGGUGGUGAUUGCACUCAGAUGAGCAGAACAAAAAGGGAGAUUUGUGUUGAUGUCAAUGUUGUGAUGAUGAUUAAUAAAAUCUCGUGUUUUCUUUU
Messenger RNA from Epinephelus fuscoguttatus (brown-marbled grouper), 5031 nucleotides. RefSeq names its product probable phospholipid-transporting ATPase IIA. Bases 168 to 3308 code for a protein of 1046 amino acids. Lineage: Eukaryota; Metazoa; Chordata; Actinopteri; Perciformes; Serranidae. The record is from RefSeq and is a predicted model, not a curated record. Gene Ontology annotation, molecular function: magnesium ion binding; ATPase-coupled intramembrane lipid carrier activity; ATP hydrolysis activity. Gene Ontology annotation, cellular component: endosome; trans-Golgi network; plasma membrane. The transcript is spliced from 28 exons. Gene Ontology annotation, biological process: phospholipid translocation; retrograde vesicle-mediated transport, Golgi to endoplasmic reticulum; endocytosis.